ACUUUAGUGUCAAAUUUGGCGCCAAAGUGUGUUUGGAACAGUUUGGAAAUAAUUAUUUAGUUUAGUUUCUUGGCGUUUAAUAUCAGUAAUUCAUUAAUUAAAUAGUUUCUUUUAUAAAAACAAAAAACACAAAGUGCUGAAAAAUGUCUAGAAGGCCUGAAGAUGAAUCUCCUGCUCCAACUCCUCGUUCUAAUAUGUCCUCACCAGCCCAAGAUAUGGAACAAUUUGAAGAUGAGGGUUUAUUAGGGGAUAUGGAUGCCGAAAUUGAAGAAGAAGAUGGAGAGGAACUAUUUGGAGACAAUAUGGAAAAUGAUUAUCGUCCAAUGCCUCAUUUGGACCAGUAUGAUGAUCGUAUUUUAGAUGAGGAAGAUUACGAUAACAUGUCAGUAUCAGAGAGAUUAGCGGCAGAAUCAGAACUGAGACAACGGGAUCGAGAGAUGGGUAUUUUGAGAAGAGACGACCGUGAAUUAUUUUAUGAUAGAGAAGAUGAUGAGGAUCCUAAACGUCAAAGAAGGAUGGCUGAAAAAGCAGCUACAGGAGAACUAGAAGAUGAGGAAAUGAUAGAAUCAAUAGAAAACUUGGAAGAUACAAAAGGAUAUUCUGUGAAAGACUGGGUUGUAAUGAUGGGACCUAGAACUGAAAUUGCUAAUAGAUUUAAGAAUUUUCUGAGAACAUAUGUUACUAGUAAGGGACAAUAUAUUUACAAGGAAAAAAUCAGAAGAAUGUGUGAAAAUAAUCAGUCAAGUAUAGUAGUAGAAUUUCCACAUUUAGCUAAUAAAGAACAUGUAUUAGCUUAUUUCUUACCAGAAGCACCAUUCCAAAUGUUGGAAAUAUUUGAUGAAGUAGCAAAAGACAUUGUUCUAUCAAUGUAUCCUAGUUAUGAUCGUGUAACAAAUGAAAUUCAUGUUAGAAUAGCAGAUUUGCCCCUUAUUGAAGAACUAAGAACAUUCAGGAAGUUACAUGUAAAUCAACUGGUUAGAACUCUUGUGGUUGUAACAGCAACUACAGGAGUCUUACCUCAAUUAUCAGUGGUGAAGUUUGAUUGUAACAAGUGUGGAUUCAUUCUGGGGCCUUUUACACAAACUCAGGAUCAUGAGGUGCAGCCUGGAUCUUGUCCUGAAUGUCAAAGCAGUGGUCCCUUUACUAUAAAUAUGGAACAAACCAUCUACAGGAACUACCAAAAAAUCACCCUCCAAGAGUCUCCAGGCCGGAUUCCUGCAGGCAGAGUCCCCAGGUCCAAAGACUGCAUCUUGCUGGCCGACCUUUGCGACCGUUGCAAGCCCGGAGACGAGGUGGACGUCACGGGAAUUUACACCAACACGUACGAAGGAUCCCUGAACGUGGACUACGGCUUUCCCGUUUUUUCCACCGUCAUUUUCGCCAAUCACUUAGUAGUGAAGGACUGCAAACAGAUCGUGCAGUCGCUGACCGACGACGAUAUCAGCGCUAUCAUUAAGAUGAGUAAAGAUCAUCGGAUAGCGGACCGUAUUAUAGCGUCGAUAGCUCCAUCUAUCUAUGGGCACGAUUACAUAAAGAGAGCGCUGGCGUUGACUUUAUUCGGAGGCGAAUCUAAAAAUCCAGGUCAGAAACACAAAGUCCGUGGCGACAUCAACGUGCUGAUCUGCGGCGACCCAGGUACUGCCAAGUCUCAGUUUUUGAAAUUCGUCGAAAAAAUAGCGCCCAGGGCCGUAUUCACCACUGGUCAAGGAGCCAGUGCUGUGGGUCUCACGGCUUACGUAAGGCGAAACCCUGCCACCAGAGAAUGGACCUUGGAAGCAGGAGCCUUGGUUUUGGCCGACCAAGGUGUUUGUCUCAUCGACGAGUUCGACAAGAUGAACGAUCAAGACAGAACGUCUAUUCACGAAGCCAUGGAACAACAGUCCAUAUCCAUCUCAAAGGCCGGAAUUGUCACCAGCUUGCAAGCCAGAUGUUCAGUUAUAGCCGCCGCCAAUCCCAUUGGUGGACGGUACGAUGCCAGUAUGACGUUUACGGAAAACGUCAACUUGUCCGACCCCAUUCUGUCACGUUUUGACAUAUUGUGCGUGGUGAGGGACGAGACUGAUCCUAUUCAAGACCAGCAUCUAGCCAAAUUUGUUGUGAAUUCUCACAUUUCCAAUCAUCCCACCAAUAAGAACAAAGAACAAGUUGAGGUAGAAAAUGAGCUACAGAUUCCUCAAGAUAUACUGAAGAAAUACCUGGUGUACGCCAGGGAAAAUAUACAUCCUAAAUUACAAAACAUGGAUCAGGAUAAAGUGGCUAACAUCUACAGUCAACUGAGACAAGAAUCUCUGGCUACAGGCAGUCUUCCCAUUACUGUUCGUCACAUCGAAAGUAUAAUUCGUAUGAGCGAAGCCCACGCUAAGAUGCAUUUGAGAGAGUACGUCCAAGAAGACGACGUCAACAUGGCUGUGCGAAUGAUGCUGGAAAGUUUCGUGGAGACCCAGAAAUACAGCGUCAUGAAAUCGAUGAGACAAGUAUUCCAGAAAUAUUUAGCUUUCAAAAAGGACCACAGCGAAUUAUUGUUCUACAUAUUAAGACAGCUUGUUCAAGAUCAGUUCACCUUCCAAAGAGCCACAAAUGAAAUGGAAACGCUUACGAUAGAAAUAGAUGAGAAAGAUCUGAUUGAUAAGGCCAAACAAAUAGAUAUACGCGAUCUCACAUCAUUCUAUAAAAGUAAAAUAUUUGAAAAUAAUCAUUUUAGUUACGAUUCAAAAAGAAAAGUUAUCAUUCAUACGGUACCUGAGACAAUAUCAGAAGAUUGAGUUGCCACUAAACAAAAACACAUUUUUUUAAAUUUAAUAUAAGUGCCUUUUUAUAGGAAGUAUCGCAUCACAGAUGUUAAUUGUUAAUUGUAUUGUCUGUUGUAUAUUUUUGUAUCUCCAUUGGUAGUAUUCUCUGGUUCCAUAGACUCUUAAUAGAAUUAUUUAUUUUGUUGCCGUUUUAAAAUACAUAUAUACCAGUUUAUAACCGCAUUUGGGAUAUUGGUGGCGGUAAAGAUUAUUUAAAAUACUAUAUUUUUUCAAUCGUGAAAUUAAAAAUUAAAUUUAGUAUAUGAACUUUAUACAAGGUGCCCGGUGGCGUAGAGGUACAGGCUCUCGUCUACCAAUCUGAAGGUAGUGGGUUCGAAUCUCACACCCGGCAUUUCAUCAGCCGACUAUUUUUAUUAAAAUAAAAAUAGUUUGGGUACCUAGGUCGACUCAGCCUUAAAUGAGUACUUAGGAUUCACAAUCCUGAGGUAAUAAUAGGCGGUUGAAGCGUAGUGCUAGCCACAUUACCUUCCUUGUAUACCGAACGGCUCUAGUAUGGCAAGCUGUACCUUGCUACUCCCAAGGCGUUAAACGCUAUAUACGGGAGCUAUUAUUAUUAUUAUUAACUUUAUACACAGGUAUCAUAUAAACUAGACUAAACUAAGAUUUUAAAUUAAUUUUUGGUUUAUAUAGAAAAGAAGGUACGCCAGUGGAGCUAUUUUUUUGUUGUGAGUCGAGUCGAUUUUUAUGUAUUUUUCAGUGGGUAAGCCAGUACCUAGUUUUAAUUUAAGUGAAUAAAUAAGUAAUUUUUUAUAG
Messenger RNA from Sitophilus oryzae (rice weevil), 3563 nucleotides. RefSeq names its product DNA replication licensing factor Mcm2 (gene Mcm2). Gene Ontology annotation, biological process: double-strand break repair via break-induced replication; mitotic DNA replication initiation; DNA replication. Gene Ontology annotation, molecular function: single-stranded DNA helicase activity; single-stranded DNA binding; ATP binding. Lineage: Eukaryota; Metazoa; Arthropoda; Insecta; Coleoptera; Curculionidae. The transcript has 13 exons. The record is from RefSeq and is a predicted model, not a curated record. Gene Ontology annotation, cellular component: MCM complex; nucleus. The coding region runs from base 144 to 2762 and encodes 872 amino acids.